AUGCUGCAAAACGUGACUCCCCACAACAAGCUCCCUGGGGAGGGGAAUGCAGGGUUACUGGGCCUGGGCCCAGAAGCAGCAGCGCCUGGGAAAAGGAUUCGAAAGCCCUCUCUAUUGUAUGAGGGAUUCGAGAGCCCCACAAUGGCUUCAGUGCCGGCUUUGCAACUAACCCCUGCCAACCCACCGCCUCCUGAGGUGUCCAAUCCCAAAAAGCCAGGACGGGUUACCAACCAGUUGCAAUAUCUGCACAAGGUGGUGAUGAAAGCUCUAUGGAAACAUCAGUUUGCAUGGCCCUUCCGGCAACCUGUGGAUGCCGUCAAACUGGGUCUGCCGGAUUAUCACAAAAUUAUAAAGCAGCCUAUGGAUAUGGGUACUAUUAAGAGGAGACUUGAAAACAACUACUAUUGGGCUGCCUCAGAGUGUAUGCAGGAUUUCAACACCAUGUUCACCAACUGCUAUAUCUACAACAAGCCCACUGAUGAUAUUGUCCUGAUGGCACAAACGCUGGAAAAGAUCUUUCUGCAGAAAGUGGCAUCAAUGCCACAAGAAGAACAAGAACUUGUGGUUACUAUUCCUAAGAACAGCCACAAGAAAGGGGCCAAAUUGGCAGGUAGGAAGAGAAGUUUUGCCAAUAGAGACCAAAAGAUGGGAAUGAUAAUCAAACUAAACUCUUUUUCUCCCCCUCCAGCACUCCAGGGUAGUAUCACCAGUGCCCAUCAGGUGCCUGCUGUCUCUUCUGUGUCUCACACUGCCCUGUAUACGCCACCACCUGAGAUACCUACCACUGUCCUCAACAUUCCCCACCCGUCGGUCAUCUCUUCUCCCCUUCUCAAGUCCUUGCACUCCGCUGGACCCCCACUCCUUGCUGUCUCUGCAACUCCCCCUGCACAGCCCCUUGCCAAGAAAAAAGGGGUAAAGCGGAAAGCAGAUACUACCACCCCUACACCUACAGCUAUCCUGGCUCCUGGGUCCCCAGCUAGUCCUCCAGGGGGUCUGGAGCCUAAGGCAGCACGGCUCCCCCCUGUGCGUAGAGAAAGUGGCCGCCCUAUCAAGCCCCCACGCAAAGACUUGCCUGACUCUCAGCAACAACACCAGAGUUCCAAGAAAGGAAAGCUGUCGGAACAGUUAAAACAUUGCAAUGGCAUUUUGAAGGAGUUACUGUCCAAGAAGCAUGCUGCCUAUGCCUGGCCUUUCUAUAAACCAGUGGACGCUUCUGCUCUUGGCCUGCAUGACUACCACGACAUCAUUAAGCACCCCAUGGACCUCAGCACUGUCAAGCGGAAGAUGGAGAAUCGAGAUUACCGGGACGCACAGGAGUUUGCUGCUGAUGUGCGGCUUAUGUUCUCCAACUGCUAUAAGUACAAUCCUCCAGACCAUGAUGUUGUGGCCAUGGCGCGAAAGUUACAGGAUGUAUUUGAGUUCCGUUAUGCCAAAAUGCCAGAUGAACCACUGGAACCAGGGCCCUUACCAGUCUCUACUGCCUUGCCCCCUGGUUUGGCCAAGUCAUCUUCAGAGUCCUCCAGCGAUGAAAGUAGCAGUGAGAGUUCUUCUGAAGAAGAAGAGGAGGAAGAUGAGGACGAUGAAGAGGAGGAAGAAGAGAGUGAGAGCUCUGACUCCGAGGAAGAAAGGGCUCAUCGCUUGGCUGAACUACAGGAACAGCUUAGAGCAGUACAUGAACAACUCGCGGCCUUGUCCCAAGGCCCAAUAUCCAAGCCCAAGCGAAAGAGAGAGAAAAAAGAGAAGAAGAAGAAACGGAAGGCAGAGAAGCACCGGGGCCGAGCUGGGGUUGAUGAGGAUGACAAAGGGCCUCGGGCACCCCGCCCAUCACAGCCCAAGAAGUCCAAGAAAGCAGGUGGCAGUGGGAGUGGCGGCACUGCUACACUAGGUCCUCCUGGCUUUGGACCUUCUGGAGGAGGUGGCCCCAAACUCCCCAAAAAGGCCGCAAAGACAGCCCCACCUGCCCUGCCUGCUGGCUACGACUCGGAGGAGGAGGAAGAAAGCAGGCCCAUGAGUUAUGAUGAGAAGCGGCAGUUGAGCCUGGACAUCAACAAGCUGCCCGGGGAGAAACUGGGUCGUGUCGUGCACAUAAUCCAAGCCAGGGAGCCCUCUUUACGUGACUCAAACCCAGAAGAAAUUGAGAUUGAUUUUGAAACACUCAAGCCGUCCACGCUUAGAGAGCUUGAACGUUACGUCCUUUCCUGCCUGCGAAAGAAACCUCGGAAGCCGUAUACUAUUAAAAAACCUGUGGGAAAAACAAAGGAGGAACUGGCUUUGGAGAAGAAGCGGGAACUAGAAAAGCGGUUACAAGAUGUUAGUGGGCAGCUCAAUUCUACCAAAAAGCCCCCCAAGAAAGCGAGUGAGAAAACAGAGACAUCCUCAGCACAGCAGGUAGCAGUAUCCCGCCUCAGCGCUUCCAGCUCCAGCUCGGAUUCCAGCUCCUCCUCUUCAUCUUCCUCCUCUUCAGACACCAGUGAUUCAGACUCAGGCUAA
This is a messenger RNA of Rangifer tarandus platyrhynchus (Svalbard reindeer), 2490 nucleotides long. The record is from the annotation of a GenBank genome assembly. NCBI's taxonomy places the organism in Eukaryota, Metazoa, Chordata, Mammalia, Artiodactyla, Cervidae.